Messenger RNA from Neodiprion virginianus, 786 nucleotides. Its product is annotated as pacifastin-like protease inhibitor cvp4. The record is from RefSeq and is a predicted model, not a curated record. The coding region runs from base 160 to 639 and encodes 159 amino acids. NCBI's taxonomy places the organism in Eukaryota, Metazoa, Arthropoda, Insecta, Hymenoptera, Diprionidae. Gene Ontology annotation, molecular function: peptidase inhibitor activity. The transcript has 3 exons.
ACUUUUAAUUCAAGUUUCAAAUCGGCGUACGCCUUUCUGGAAGCUCAUCUAAUAUGUAAUAUUCUUAACAAAUAAAACGCGGCACUGACAACGAGGCGAUAGUUUCCACUAAACGCUUGAGUACACAGUUUAAACGAUUGCAAAUCCAGUUUGUACAAAAUGAAGAAGGUGUUCAUAUACGCUUUCACUUUCAUGAGUCUGUUUUACGCAGAAGUUGUCAAAGGAGCUUCGCAAGAUUGGCCAGACACGGAGCUAAAUCUGCAUCGUGUAAAUCCGUACAAACUAAUGUUGCACAAGAGAAGUAUCCCGAACUCUCAGGUCUGCAUACCGGGUACUACGAAACGCAAGGAAUGCAACGAAUGCCUCUGUGUCGGGGACGGUUCAGAGUGGUCCUGCUCCAGAAUGGAGUGUCUUCAAUUUGCAUCAACAUCCCGGAGUUCCGACGACGCUUCAAUAAAUCCAGAUCAAGCGAAAAAUUUGCGUCGUACGAAGCGAAAGUUACUGAUCAUGGGCCCCUGUGAUAGAGCAACGUACAUGUACGAAUGUAACCAUUGUUGGUGCGAAUCUGACAGUUGGGGCGGCCAUUACGCCUGCACCACGAAUCCCUGUCCAACUUCUACGCCGCGUACAAAUGCCUGAACAAUGUGUUUGCUACUUGUAAAACAACUCGAAAAUGUGGACGAGUUUUUGGACUCUCGAGACGUUAAAUGAAAUGUAGUUACUUCGUUAUUACGUGUGACUCGAGUGUCGUUUGUGAAACUUUAAUAAAUACGGUGCUUUAAACAA